Messenger RNA from Cladophialophora psammophila CBS 110553, 363 nucleotides. RefSeq lists its product as uncharacterized. The record is from RefSeq and is a predicted model, not a curated record. The transcript has a single exon. The coding region runs from base 1 to 363 and encodes 120 amino acids. NCBI's taxonomy places the organism in Eukaryota, Fungi, Ascomycota, Eurotiomycetes, Chaetothyriales, Herpotrichiellaceae.
AUGUCAAAAGCACAAAUGGAGGAAGACUAUCCGGCUGCCAAGGACGUCGCCUUGCAGCCCGGCGACAUUGUGCAGAGUCUGGAGUAUGAUCCUCCCAUAGUGGAUCCUACCGUCGUGCGCAGCCCCGGGUUUCUUGACGUGAACCGACUCAACGUGAUGUUCUCCCGUGCCAGAUACGGCCUUUACGUGGUCGGCAAUUACAACUCGUGUAUUGCCAUGUGGCGAGAAGAUUCGCGUACCUUGAGGCAAUUCGCCAAGGAGUUCAAGCGAGACUCUCGGGCGACUGGGGCAAGCGAAAGUAAUGAAAUCUUGUCCUCACCGUUCUUUGACGAUGAUAUGAUUCAAACCUAUGACUCGGGAUAG